Messenger RNA from Nicotiana attenuata, 2376 nucleotides. Its product is annotated as probable inactive purple acid phosphatase 27. The transcript has 12 exons. The record is from RefSeq and is a predicted model, not a curated record. Lineage: Eukaryota; Viridiplantae; Streptophyta; Magnoliopsida; Solanales; Solanaceae. Bases 118 to 2022 code for a protein of 634 amino acids. Gene Ontology annotation, molecular function: metal ion binding; acid phosphatase activity.
GUGUAAAUAUAGAGAUACAUAAGCUAAUCCCUUAUUAUAAGAUCCAAAUAUUUCACACACUAAUUAAAUCCAGACUCGCCUUCUCUAACAAAAGAAAGAGGAGGGAGAGAAAAAACAAUGAGGAGCCAAAUAUACUUGUUAUUUUGUGUUUUAGGUGUUGUGUUGACUUUGAUAAAUAGUGUUGUUUCUGUUCAAGAAUAUAUUAGUUUGGGAAAACAUGAACUUGAUCAUAUCCAAAUCCAAGGGGAACAGCCAUUAUCAAGAAUUCAAAUCCACAAAACUGUUGUUGCUCUUCGUCAAUCUGCCUCCAUUAUAGUUGAUGGACCUACUCUUCUUGGCUCUAAGGGUGAAGAUGUCGAAUGGGUCACAGUAAACCUUCAGAAUGAAGAGCCUACAAAUGAUGAUUGGGUUGGAGUAUUUUCACCUGCAAAGUUCAACGAAUCCAUUUGUCCCCCACAAACCAGCAAAGAACAACAAUCUGGAGCUCCAUUUAUCUGCACUGCCCCCUUAAAGUUCAAAUUUGCAAAUUACAGCAAUGACAAGUACACAAAGACAGGGAAGACUUCACUGAAUUUCCGGCUAAUUAACCAGCGUGGGGAUUUCUCAUUUGCCUUAUUCUCUGGGGGUUUGUCAAAUCCUAAGUUGAUAGCCAUCUCAAAUGACAUCGCAUUUGCCAAUCCGAAAGCACCUCUUUAUCCGCGUCUUGCUCUUGGGAAGUCAUGGGAUAUAAUGACUGUUACUUGGACAAGUGGUUACAACAUUGAUGAGGCUGUUCCAUUCGUCGAAUGGGGUUGGAAGGGCCAAUUGCAACAACGCUCCCCAGCAGGGACACUGACAUUUCAUAGGAACAGCAUGUGUGGACCACCUGCUAGAACUGUGGGCUGGCGUGAUCCUGGAUUCAUACAUACAAGUUUCCUGAAGGAUUUGUGGCCAAAUGUGGUGUACACGUACAAGUUGGGUCACUUGUUAAGCAAUGGUUCAAUUGUUUGGAGCAAGCAAUAUUCAUUUAAAUCUGCCCCAUUUCCAGGACAAGAGUCACAGCAACGCAUUGUGAUAUUUGGAGACAUGGGGAAGCAAGAGCGUGAUGGUUCAAACGAAUAUGCUAAUUAUCAGCCCGGCUCACUUAUGACAACAGACACCCUUAUCAAGGACCUAGAUAACAUUGACAUAGUUUUCCUUAUUGGAGAUCUCCCCUAUGCGAAUGGCUAUAUCUCACAAUGGGACCAAUUUACAGCACAGGUGGAACCAAUAACAUCUAAAGUGCCCUUCAUGAUUGCAAGUGGUAAUCAUGAAAGAACUUGGGAGAACAGUGGAUCAAUAUACAAUGGUCGCGACUCAGGUGGAGAAUGUGGUGUACCAGCUGAAACAUUAUACUAUGUUCCAGCAGAAAACAGAGCUAAGUUCUGGUACGCAGCAGAUUAUGGCAUGUUUCACUUCUGCAUAGGAGACACUGAGCAUGAUUGGAGAGAGGGAUCUGAACAGUACAAGUUCAUUGAGAAAUGCUUUGCAUCAGCCAAUAGACAUAAACAACCUUGGUUAAUAUUUGCUGCUCAUCGUGUUCUUGGUUAUUCUUCUAAUGAUUGGUAUGCUAAGGAAGGCUCAUUUGAAGAGCCCAUGGGAAGGGAGCACUUGCAGAAACUCUGGCAGAAAUAUAAGGUUGAUAUGGCAUUUUAUGGGCACGUCCAUAACUAUGAAAGAGUUUGCCAAAUUUACCAGAAUCAAUGUGUGAACAAGGAGACAUCGCACUACUCGGGCGUAGUGAACGGAACAAUUCAUGUUGUUGUUGGUGGAGGAGGAAGCCAUUUGAAUAAAUUCACAACCAUUAACACCACAUGGAGUGUGUUCAAAGAUUAUGACUGGGGAUUUGUCAAACUUACAGCAUUUAACCAAUCUUCCCUUCUCUUUGAGUACAAGAAGAGCAGAGAUGGUAAGGUGUAUGAUUCUUUUACAAUCUCAAGAGACUAUAAGGAUGUCUUAGCUUGUGUCCAUGAUGGCUGUGAACCAACUACUUUGGCUAGUUAAACUCGUGUCUACAAGUGUAUGUAGCUAGGAAGAAAGUACCUUCCACUUUUUUUGUCUUGGUUUAAUCAUCCGGUACUAAUCCAUAGUCGUGUUGAGUAGAUAUACUAGCGAUAAAGUGGGGCUCGUUUGGUACGAGGGAUAAGAGAUAAUUAAUCCCGAGAUAAAAUUUGGGAUGAGUUUAUCCCACGCUUGGUUGGGAUAAAAUCGCGGUAUAACUAAUCUUAGGAUUAGUUAUUCCUGGAUUGUAGUGUUGUAUUUAUCCCUGUGGGAGGGUGGGAUAACAAUCCCGAAUAACUAAUCUCGGACAACUAACUAAACGGCCCGAUAUUUUAAUCUUGUCCUUUUUUUUCUUUC